This is a messenger RNA of Mirounga angustirostris (Northern elephant seal), 381 nucleotides long. RefSeq names its product small ribosomal subunit protein uS12-like. Lineage: Eukaryota; Metazoa; Chordata; Mammalia; Carnivora; Phocidae. Gene Ontology annotation, biological process: translation. Gene Ontology annotation, molecular function: structural constituent of ribosome. The record is from RefSeq and is a predicted model, not a curated record. Bases 1 to 381 code for a protein of 126 amino acids. Gene Ontology annotation, cellular component: ribosome; cytosolic small ribosomal subunit. The transcript has a single exon.
AUGAUAAACAGUACAUGUGGGCACAGCCCUGAAGCCCAUGUGGGCACAGCCCUGAAGGCCAACCCUUUAGAGGUGCUUCCCAUGCAGAGGGAAUUCUGCAGGAAAAAAGUAGGCGUUGAAGCCAGACAGCCAAAUUCUGCCAUCAAGGAAGUAUGUCAGGGUCCAGCUGAUCAAGAAUGGCAAAAAAAACCCAUAGCCUUUGUACCUAAUGAUGGUUGUUCGAAUUUUAUUGAGGAAAGUGAUGAAGUUCUAGUUGCUGGAUUUGGUCACAAAGGUCAUGCUGUUGGUGAUGUUCCUGGGGUUUGCUUUAAAGUUGUCAAAGGAACCAAUGUCUCUCUUUUGGCCUUAUACAAAGACAGGAAGGGAAGACCAAGAUCAUAG